This is a messenger RNA of Rana temporaria (common frog), 6652 nucleotides long. It is a transcript of the gene CDC42BPG, whose product is annotated as CDC42 binding protein kinase gamma. The record is from RefSeq and is a predicted model, not a curated record. Gene Ontology annotation, biological process: peptidyl-threonine phosphorylation; actomyosin structure organization. The transcript is spliced from 38 exons. Gene Ontology annotation, molecular function: protein serine/threonine kinase activity; ATP binding. Gene Ontology annotation, cellular component: cytoskeleton; actomyosin; cytoplasm. The coding region runs from base 860 to 5797 and encodes 1645 amino acids. Lineage: Eukaryota; Metazoa; Chordata; Amphibia; Anura; Ranidae.
GGCGUGACCUGUACAGGUGAGGGAAGAAGGGAGCUGAUUGCGGCCACUUCAGGAAGCGCUCACCGUGUGCCGGGAGGGAUAUCAGCUCCUUCAUUCCUAGUGCAGGCUCAGGCAGCUCCUUUAUUUCUGGUGUAGUCUAUUCGGCCCCUUCAUGUCUAGUAUGGGCAUAGGUAGACGGGUGACCCAUUGAGCUCAGGUAGUCAGUGGCACAGGGGUGUGGGUGUAUUAGUGAACACACACCUGAGGAGUCAUCACACAGGUGAGUGAGUGUUGUUGUGGUUGGCUGACCCCUCUGGGUGUUCAUUCUCUGCAAUGAAAGGUUUAAGCCAAUGACAAGCAUGGAAUGUCCCUGUGAUUGUGUGUCUAAUAAGAGUGUUGCUGUUGUGUGUCAGUCUUGCAGUCUAUGUUCACAAUGGGCUGUGUGAAUGCGUGUGUGCGUGACGGCUGGGGAAAGUGUGGCUGGGUGUGCGGGUGAUCGUAUGGGUGAUUGUAUGAGCUUCUCAGAAGUGAGGGUGAGCUUAGACAUCCAGGGGUGUAAUAUGAGUGAGUGACUAGGCUCCUCACCCCAUCCAAAGUUAGCCGCGAGAAGCUUGCGGGGAAAAAGCCGAACGCACCCUAUUCCUACCCCCCUAAAUGUCACCGUGCUGCUUAUUUUUUAAUAAGUAUUUAUAUUUGUGUAAUUUAACAAGACACUUACUGGGGACUAGAAUUUUUGGGAGACCUCAAGAUUUCAUUCUACAGUUGGUUAUUUACGGAACUUUUGGAUAAACCUGCGUAUAUGCGCCAUAGUGGGCUCUUUUGAUCUGGCGUGAAAAAGAGUGGGACUUUGCCAGCCCCUUGGUGCUGGAGAAUCAUCAAGAUGUCGGUGGAGAGAAGGCUGAAGGAUUUGGAGGACCUGGUCCUCAAAGGCCCCCAUGGCGCUGGAUGCCAUUCCUUAAGCGUGGAAACCCUUCUAGACAUCCUUGUCUGCUUGUGUCAAGAAUGCAAUGUAGCAACUUUCCGUCGGGACAAGAACGUGACAGAAUUCCUGGCCUGGGCUGAACCAUUUGCCUCAAAAGUCAAGCAGAUGAGGCUUAAAAGAGAAGACUUUGAGAUUUUAAAAGUAAUUGGAAGAGGAGCUUUUGGGGAGGUGGCUGUAGUGAAAAUGAAAGGCAAUGGAAAGAUAUAUGCCAUGAAAAUCCUGCACAAAUGGGAGAUGCUAAAACGAGCUGAGACAGCUUGUUUUCGUGAAGAAAGGGAUGUUUUGGUGAAAGGAGACACACAGUGGAUUCCAAGCUUACACUAUGCAUUUCAUGAUGAUAGCUACUUGUACCUAGUGAUGGAUUACUACGUUGGAGGAGAUCUGUUGACUCUGCUUAGCAAGUUUGAGGACCGUCUACCAGAAGACAUGUCUCGCUUUUACUUGGCGGAAAUGGUCUUAGCCAUAGACUCAAUACAUAAGCUGAACUAUGUACAUAGAGAUAUAAAACCAGAUAACAUUCUCAUUGACAUGAAAGGCCACAUCAGACUUGCGGACUUUGGGUCAUGUCUGAAGAUGAAACCAGAUGGCAUGGUUGAAUCGUCAGUGGCUGUUGGCACACCUGACUAUAUUUCACCAGAAAUUUUACAAGCUAUGGAAGAUGGCAAGGGGAAGUAUGGAACAGAAUGUGACUGGUGGUCUCUAGGAGUCUCCAUGUAUGAAAUUCUCUUUGGGGAGACUCCUUUCUAUGCAGAGUCUCUUGUAGAGACAUAUGGAAAAAUAAUGAACCACGAGGAACAUCUGCAGUUUCCAUCUGACAUUACUGAUGUAUCUGAGCAUGCAAAGGAUCUUAUUAAGCGACUCAUAUGCCGACAAGAGAAACGCCUUGGAAGAGGAGGUGUCAGUGAUUUUAAGAAUCACCCAUUCUUUAGCGGAGUAGAUUGGGAUAAAUUGCAUACGGCUGUUCCACCCUACAUCCCUGAGGUUGACAACCCAGCAGACACCUCCAACUUUGAUGUGGAUGAUGAUUCUUUAAAAUGUUCGGAAACAUUACCUCCAAAUAACCUUAAUGGGUUUUCUGCUCAUCUUCUGCCUUUUGUGGGAUUCACAUUUACAUCCAAAUGCUCCUUGUCAGACACUGGAACACUGAUCGAAUGUGUCAGUAAUGGUGUAGGAACUAAACUGGGGCAAGAAAAAGAUCAGUAUCAAGACCUCAUGCAAAACACAAUCAACAAAGACAACGAGAUCCGCAGUUUGAAGACCGAAAUAGGAGUUCUGCAAAAUAAAUUAGCAGAAAAGUCCAAGGAGCAGGAUUCUAUUUCAGGAGCACAUAUCCAAUCCCUGGAGAAACAAGUGAAAAUACUCAAACAAGAAAAAGAUCGCUGUACUAAGGAUCUCUCUGAAAUGUUGGAGCAGCUGAAAUCUCAAGGAGUGGAACUUAGAGCGACUCUCGAGAAGCAGAGAAGACUGCAGGAGGAGCUGCGUGCACUGGAUGAGAAGUGUGAAGGCCUCAGUUCCCAAAAUGGUCGUCUGUCUCGCAGGCUUAAUGAAAAGGAAGAUGAGACAGAGGCUGCAGUGGAGAAAGUGAGGCUGUUGAGAAAAGACUUGCAGAAAGCUGAAGCCAGUAGAAGAGAGGCCGAAUCAUUAGCAGAAGAUUUGGCCAUAGAACUGGAAAGGCAGAGGAAGCUACGAGAGAGGAAUGAGGCCCAGGCAGUAGAGGAUCUGGAAAGAGUAAAGACACAGCAUACUGUUGCUUCACCUGUCAUCAGGGGCUCACUUCAUGUUUCUGAGAUGACCCAGCUGAGAUUGGAACUAGAAAGGAGGAGCCAACAAUUGGAGAGCGACCUUUGCCAGUUGCGGGAAGAGUUUACACGUCGGGAAACUGAACAUGCCAAUGAGACAAAAGGGCUCCGUAGAGAACUAGGGGAGAAGGAAGCUGAACUGAUAUCGCUAAGACAUGAGAUGGAGGGAAUGCAGGAGUCCAUCGGAAAAACCAGACAUGACAGUGCAAGAGCAAAAGAGGAUGAACUUCAGGAAAUCAAAAAGACAAAUGAACGGGAGAAGAAUCAGCUGAAGGAAGAGAACAAGAAACUCAAGGAAGAUGUGAAGAGGAUUACUGCCACAUCGGAAAGUAUGACUGCCUCUCAAAGAAAACUGGAGGAAGAAAUACAGUUAUUAGAAGACAAGAAAGAAACGUUGGCAAACUGGGAGGCCCAAAUCACAGACGUUCUUCAGUGGGUGAAUGAUGAGAAGCAGUCUCGUGUAUAUCUACAGGCUUUAUCUGUCAAAAUGACUGAAGAGCUUGAGGCAUUGAAGAGUUCAGGAAAUCAAACGCCGUCCAGCAAGACAGGGGAAAGCCAGUGGAAAGCACGCAGACUGCAGAAAUUAGAGGCUUCAGGACGUUUAGAGCUCCAGUCUGCCCUUGAUGCAGAGAUCCGAGCCAAGCAGACUAUUCAGGAGGAGUUGAACAAAUUCAAAUCUGAGAACCUUGAAACCGAUAGAAAGCUACAUGAGGCAGAUGAAGAAAACAAGAAGCUGAAAGCAGAACUAGAGAAACUGCGUGAGGAAGCCAAGUCAAAGGUUACAGCAGAAAACAAGCCACAACGUUCACUUAUACCGUUUCUGUCAUUUCGCUCUGAGAAGGAUCUGGUCAGUACAGAAUCCACUGAGCUGUCCCAAACAACAUUCAGCAAUGUUAUUAUGAGACGUGGUGACAGAACAGCUGAUUCUGUGAAGAGUAAAGCAAACAGAAGGUCUGUUGGAAUCAUGGAAUAUACAGAAGAACCAUCAGACAAACCCAAGGCACAUGCCUUUAAAGUGAAAAAUUUUGCAUCACCUACAAAGUGUCUGCGCUGUACAUCUGUUAUGGUUGGUGUGGCACGGCAAGGAUUGUGCUGUGAAGUUUGUGGCUACAUGUGCCAUGUGUCAUGUCGGGAGGGUGCCAAUAUCUGCCCUUCACCACCUAGUCAGACUAAGAAGAUAUAUGGAGUGGAUCCAGUGACUGGAAGCGGAACAGCUCUGGAAGGAUACUUAUCGAUCCCCAAGCCAGCUGGCGUAAAGAAGGGAUGGCAAAAAUCCUAUGUAAUCAUAAGCGAUUUUAAGAUCUUUAUAUAUGAUGCCAGCAGUCAAACAAACGCAAUUCUACAGGCCAUUGACAUGAGGGACAGUAAUUUUUCAGUCAGUUCAGUCUUGGAGUCGGAUGUGAUUCAUGCAAACCCCAAAGACAUCCCUUGUAUAUUCCGGGUAACGUUCUUUCAGCUCUCAUCCCCACCCACCACAUCCACUCAGCUCCUGCUGGCAGACACUGAAGUGGACAUGCAGAAAUGGGUUCAGGUACUGAAAGAGCUCAAGUCGCUCCUGAGUGAACAGAAGCCACAAGACCGCUCUGUCCGGUUGCUGAAGGAAGCUUAUGAUAGUGCGUUACCACUAAUAAAAACAGCGCAGUGUGCAGCCAUUAUAGAUCAAGAACGAAUUGCUUUGGGAACAGAAGAAGGACUUUUCUCACUGCAUAUGAAUAAUAAUGAAAUCACUCAGCUGGGAGAUUGUAAGAGAGUACUUUCCUUGCGCUCGAUCUCAGAAGUCCAGCAGCUGGCUGUGCUUGGUGGAAAGAGUCACAGUGUUCGCCUCUUCUUUUGGGACCAGAUACCAGACUCGACUGGAGUGAAGAUCCCUGAGGCAAAGGGAUGUCAGGCUAUUACAUCUGGUCUGGUUUGCCAAGGCUCCACAGCUGUUCUCUGUGCUGCUUCUAAGCGUCAAGUCAUCUGCUUCCAGUUGACAAACCGAAAGGGUCCUCCACGGAAGAUUAAAGAGUUCCAGGCACCUGGAGUGGUGCAAUGCAUGGACCUCUUGGGGGAACGAGUUUGUGUUGGCUAUUCCUCUGGAUUUUCUUUUUACCCUCUCCUGAAUGAAGGAGCUCCAUUUACCUUACCCCACCCAGAUGAACCUAAACUAUCUUUCCUGGCACAGACUGCCCAUGAUGCUCUUUGUGCGGCAAGGCUUACCCUUAGUGAAUACUUGCUGUGCUUUUCCACAUUUGGAGUCUAUGUGAAUGCCGAUGGUAAAAAGUCUCGAUCUCAGGAGAUUAUGUGGCCUGCACCCCCAGUUUCAUGCUCAUACACUUCUCCUCACCUGACCGUUUUCAGUGAAAAUGCAGUAGAUAUAUUUGAUGUACGAAAAAGUGAGUGGAUCCAAACUGUUCAUCUCAAGAAGGUCCGACCCUUAAAUCAGGAGGGAUCUCUCUGUGUUUUUGGAACAGAGAAAGUCCGCUUGGUGUAUCUGCGUAAUAAAUUAGCAGAUCACGAUGAGUUUGAAGUGCCUCAGACAUCAGAUAACAGUCGGCGACAGCUGCUUAAGACUAAAAGCAAGAGGCAUUUCUCUUUCAGGACUACAGAGGAGGAGCGGCAGCAGCAGAGAAGGGUUAUGAUGAAAGAUCCUGAAAUUAGAUCAAAGCUAAUCUCCAAUCCUAAGAACUUUAGUCAUUUGGUACAUGUUGGUCCUGGAGAUGGGAAGCAUCAGUUAAAAGACUUGCCAAUAUGUCCCACUCCUGUAAGUGGCACUAUAAACCCCCUGGUCAAGAAUGAAGAGAAGCUGUGCCUAUCAAUUAACUCAGAGAAAAGGGAUUUUACGGCACAAGAAGAGAAGAGAAACAGUAGUGGACAUGAUGCAGUUGGGACAGAAAGGCCUUUAUCUUCCAGUAGUGAUACUGUAAAACGAAGCUCCUGCAGCUCCCAGUCAGAGGAUUCUCUUUCUUCACCUCUCAGCCCCAUUCCCUCGUCUGAUAAUGUAAGUGAGAUUUAUGACCACACCAGCUUUUUAAACCUUUCUAAUACCUCAUCCUAAAAGGAUUUGUCUACUCUUGUAUCCAGUGAGGUCCGUUCUAAUCACUGCCAAAUCCAGGAAAUGCAUGCCUGAUCUAUCAGCCAAAUGAUGGAAGAAGCAACUCUAACCAAAGCCAUCCUGGAUGUGACAGUAGAAGAUCCUGCAUGUAACUUUGAACAGACUUCUUAAAGAAGUGGUGCCAAGAAAUACAGAUUUGUAUCAUCACUAGAGAAUAUUGAAGAGUUUCAUUUUAUAGUGUCUGUUUUAUAAGUGUAAUUUUUGUUAAAUUUUAUAAAGCCGGACCACCCUUGCUGGGGACCCCACGUUGAGUCUUAUAAAUAAGAGAUAACCCCUGCAAGUAUUGUAAUUACUUUUUUAGAAAUUCACUUGGUAACUAAUAUAGUUUUUUCCUCCCUUUAUGACUUGCAUUUGUACACAAUUAUUAUUACUUCCUGCCCAUUCAGGCAAAUAAAACUAUACUCGAAUUUGCCUUAAACAAUCCAGGUCUUUGAUAAAACCCAACACCAGCCAAUGUUCUUUUUUAAAUAUAAUGAAGAAAUGUUAGCUCGCAAUAAUAAAAAAAGAAAUAUGUCUGAAAUGUCCAGCCUAUUGUGUCCACAUGUUUUGGCUGGAGAUGGUUUCUAAUGUUCAGUAUUUUGGAUACCAAUGGGUCUCCUACUUGGCAGGAAUAGAUUGCAAGAAGGUCACAAAUCAAACUUUAGUAUAACUUGAGUCUGUAUUUUGUUCCAGUCCAUCACAAACAAAUCAAUGUCUUUCAAUAACUGAAUUGCAAAAUACAUAUGUUUUUUAUGGAGUUUAUUAUAUUAUGUACAAGGGGAAAAAAGAGACCGUAAAUAAAUUCUGACUUGGAAAGUG